UUCGGUGGCCUAAUGGUUAGAGAGCUGGAGUCUUAACCUGAAGGUUGCAGGUUCGAGUCUCGGUGCUGGCAGGAGUAUGGGUUACCAUUCUUGGCUAAUGUCACAACUGUUCACUAUAUUUCACCUAGAAAUCAGUGCUCGGAUGGAAGCGUGUGUCAGAAUCAUGAGUGUAAAUGUGUUCAGGUGCGGAUGAGUUCCUCUGGGUCUGUAAGUGGUUCUAGAGCAGUGAAGGGUUGGGUUUGUUUAUGUGGAGUGAACACGGUUUACACUGAUCUCUGCUGCAGUCACUACACGCGGCGCACACGCUAAGCUCUCUCUCUCUCUCUGUAAUAAGCCUGUUCUCGGUCAGAAACAUUCAUCAGCUCCGUCUCGUACUCCUGCUGAUGAACUGUGCUCAGAAACACCGUCUCUCUCUCAGCGUCUGGUGAUGUUUCUGUACUCGCUGCUGCGGCAGAAGGAUGAAGAUGAGGAUGAAGAGUCCCAGAAGUCCUGGAUCGAACACAGUUUCACCAAGAGGGAAUGUGUCUAUAUACUGCCCGUGUCAAAAGACCCGCACAGAUGCCUCCCAGGAUGCCAAAUCUGUCAGCAGCUCGUGCGAUGCUGCUGUGGGCGUCUGGUUCGGCAGCACGUGGGCUUCAGCGCCACACUGGCAGUGAAAUACUCAGACGUGCGUCUGACCGAGGGAGAGCUGUCCGAUCUGGAGCAGUGGUCAGUGGAGAAGCACACGGAGGAGAGUCCCACUGACGCUUAUGGAGUCAUCAACUUCCAGGGAGGAUCCCACUCAUACAGAGCCAAGUAUGUGCGUCUCUCCUAUGACUCCCGUCCGGAGGCCAUCCUGAGGCUCAUGCUGAAGGAGUGGCAGAUGGAGCUGCCAAAGAUCGUCAUCAGCGUUCACGGGGGAAUCCAGAACUUCGACCUGCAUCCGCGGAUCAAACAGGUGGUGGGAAAAGGACUGAUCAAAGCUGCUGUCACCACCGGGGCCUGGAUCCUGACCGGAGGGGUCAACACAGGUGUGGCCAAACAUGUGGGGGACGCUCUGAAGGAACAUAUGUCCAGAUCGGCUCGGAAAAUCUGUACGGUGGGAAUCGCACCCUGGGGAGUGAUCGAAAACAGGAACGACCUCAUCGGAAGAGACGUUGUAGCGCCCUACCAAACCCUGCUGAAUCCUCUCAGUAAACUCAACGUCCUGAAUAACUUCCACUCUCAUUUUGUCCUGGUGGAUGAUGGGACAGUCGGGAAAUAUGGAGCUGAAGUCAAACUCAGGAGAGAACUGGAGAAACACAUUAACCUGCAGAGAAUCCACGCCCGCAUUGGUCAGGGCGUCCCGGUCGUGGCUCUGAUCUUCGAAGGCGGUCCAAACGUGAUCCUGACGGUGCUGGAGUAUCUUCAGGAGAGUCCUCCGGUGCCGGUGGUGGUGUGUGAGGGAACCGGACGCGCCGCUGAUAUACUGGCAUACGUACACAAGCAGACGGAGCAGGACGGAGCGCUUCCUGACGGCGUCGAGGCCGACAUUAUUGCGACAAUCAAGAAAACUUUCAAUUUCAGCCAGAGUGACGCACUGCAUCUCUUCCAGACGCUGAUGGAGUGCAUGAAGAACAAAGAGCUGAUCACAGUGUUUCCUGUGGGCUCGGAGGACCAUCAGGACAUCGAUGUGGCAAUCCUGAAGGCUCUGCUGAAAGGCACAAACGCGUCGGCCUUCGAUCAGCUGGUCCUGACGCUGGCGUGGGAUCGGGUGGACAUCGCUAAAGAUCACGUGUUUGUUUACGGACAACAGCUGCUGGUGGGCUCCCUCGAGCAGGCGAUGUUGGAUGCGUUGGUGAUGGACCGCGUGGAGUUUGUGAAGCUCCUGAUCGAGAAUGGUGUCAGUAUGCACCGCUUCCUCACAAUCACACGCCUGGAGGAGCUCUACAACACGAAGCAAACUCCGACCAAUCCGACGCUCUAUCACCUGGUGAGGGACGUCAAACAGGGUAACCUCCCGCCCAACUAUAAGAUCACGCUGAUCGACGUGGGUCUGGUGAUCGAGUUUCUGAUGGGAGGAACGUACCGGUGCAACUACACACGCAAACGCUUCCGCAUCAUCUACAACAACCUGCACGGGAACAGCCGGCGGUCAGGACGACACACGGGCAGCAGCUCACACGAGUCCUUCAGCAUUCAGGCAGAUAAGAAAGAGAAAACACGACACAAUCACUUCAUCAACACGGCACAGCCCUACAAGCCCAGGCUGGACUCGGUCUCAGAGCUGCAGAAGAAGAAGAGUAAGGAGGAGGUGGUGGACAUCGAUGACCCGGAGACGCGCCGGUUCCCGUACCCCUUCAACGAGCUGCUGGUGUGGGCCGUGCUGAUGAAGCGGCAGAAGAUGUCUCUGUUCUUCUGGCAGCACGGAGAGGAGUCCAUGGCCAAGGCUCUGGUGGCCUGCAAACUGCUGCGCUCCAUGGGAUACGAGGCCAAGAAGAGCGACGUGGUGGACGACACGUCCGAGGAGCUGAAGGAGUAUUCCAGUGAGUUCGGCACGCUGGCCGUGGAUCUGCUGGAGCAGUCGUUCAGACAGGACGAGACCAUGGCCAUGAAGCUGCUGACCUACGAGCUGAAGAACUGGAGUAACUCCACCUGUCUGAAGCUGGCCGUGUCGUCACGUCUCCGUCCGUUCGUGGCUCACACCUGCACACAGAUGCUGCUCUCCGACAUGUGGAUGGGCCGCCUGAACAUGCGCAAGAACUCCUGGUACAAGGUGAUCCUGAGCAUCCUGGUUCCUCCUGCCAUCCUCCUGCUGGAGUACAAGACUAAAGCGGAGAUGUCCCACAUCCCUCAGUCGCAGGACGCUCAUCAGAGCAUGGAGGACAGCGAGCACAGCCUGCAGAAGCCUGACGACAUCCCCAUGGAUGUGUUUAAGGAAGUCCGUCCCAAUGAGAACGCCGAUGUGAAGAGUGAGACGGAGGUGCACGUGCGCUCCCGCCGGUUACCCAUCACACGCAAGUUCUACGCCUUCUACCACGCACCCAUCGUCAAGUUCUGGUUCAACACGCUCUUCUACAUCGGCUUCCUGAUGCUGUAUUCAUACGUGGUGUUGGUGAAGAUGGAGUCGUUCCCGUCUCCUCAGGAAUGGGUCGUCAUUCUUUACAUCUUCACGCUGGCGGUGGAGAAGAUUCGAGAGAUGUUCAUGUCUGAAGGAGGUAAAAUCAGUCAGAAGAUUAAAGUCUGGUUCGGCGACUACUUCAACGUUUCUGAUUUCCUGGCCAUCCUGAUGUUCUUCGUGGGCUUCGGCCUGCGCUUCGGCUCAGGGAGCGUGUUCAUCGCGGGCCGGAUCGUGUACUGUCUGAACAUCAUCUUCUGGUACGUGCGGCUGCUGGACAUCCUGGCGGUCAAUCAGCAGGCCGGACCCUACGUCAUGAUGAUCGGGAAGAUGGUGGCCAACAUGUUCUACAUCGUGGUCAUCAUGGCCGUGGUGCUGCUGAGUUAUGGGGUUCCCCGGAAAGCCAUUCUGUACCCAAACGAAGAUCCCUCGUGGACUUUAGCCAAAGAUGUGGUGUUCCAGCCCUACUGGAUGAUGUACGGUGAAGUCUACGCCUACGAGAUCGACGUGUGUGCGAACUCGAGCGAGGAUCACGCUAAGGAGCUGUGUGCGACGGGUGUGUGGCUGACGCCGCUGCUGCAGGCCGUCUAUCUGUUCGUCCAGUACAUCCUGAUGGUCAACCUGCUCAUCGCCUUCUUCAAUAACGUCUACUUGCAGGUGAAGUCCAUAUCCAACCUGGUGUGGAAAUACCAGCGCUAUCACUUCAUCAUGGCGUACCACGACAAGCCCGUCCUUCCUCCGCCGCUGAUUCUGCUCAGCCACGCCGCGUCUGUGCUGUCCUCCAUCUGCAGGAAGAGGAAGAAGGACAGCAGCACCUACGGACCAAAGCUCUUCCUGACCGAGGAGGACCAGAAGAAGCUGCACGACUUCGAGGAGCAGUGCGUGGAGACAUACUUCCACGAGAAAGACGAUCAGUUUCACUCUGGGAGUGAAGAGAGAAUCAGACUCACGUCCGACAGGGUGGAAACGAUGUGUGUGCAGCUGAAGGAGGUGGGAAACAAGGUGAACUUCAUCAAGCGCUCUCUGCACACGCUGGAUUCUCAGAUCGGACACCUGCAGGACCUGUCUGCGCUCACGGUGGACACACUGAAGGCGCUGACCGCGCAGCGAGCGUCCGAGGCUAGCAAAGUGCACAACCAGAUCACACGCGAGCUCAGCGUCUCCAAGAACCUGGGGCCCGACCUGACGGGGCACUCGAAGUCCAGCGCUCUGGUGCGGUGCAGCGUGGGAUUCCUGCCUCCCACCGCCAGCAUAGCAGAGUCUCUGUUCGGAGGCGGAGCUGGAGGCGGAGUCGAGGAGUGGCCGGGGGCGGAGCUUCCUCUGAGUUCUGAGGCUGGAUCGAGGUCGGAUCCGGCUCCAGCCACGUUCUUCGUCAGCACACCGCUGCAGCUCACAGACUCUCACACACACACGGAGCCGGUGCACGCCGCGGUGGAGUUCGGGGCCUUCGUGGGUCACAAGGAUGAUCCUGAGGGUCAGAGGUCGUUCCCUAAAGAGGGUGCUGUGAGCGGCCGGCAGUCGAGUCCCUCCAGAAAGGCUCGGGAUGCGGCGGUGGCUCAGGGUCACAUGCGGAUGGUGAACUCGUACGCCGGCUUCACAGAGUUCGACAGAAACCCUUCGUUCCUGCAUCCAGAGUCCACGCUCAGUAAGCAGGAGAGGACACGUGUGUCACUGGAGGACGUCUCACGUUAUGAGGAUCUGCUGCUGGGGAAGUCAGCACAAUCCAGCAGACUGAGUCCAGGAGAUGACAUCUCAAACACUGCAGGUCUGUACACCGGGCGACACCCCCCCCUGGGGCCGCGUAAGGACUCGAUCGGUUCUCCGUUCAAGCCCAUGGAGAGUUAUCAGUAUUCAGCGGUGGAGCGUAAUAACCUGAUGCGGUUGUCUCAGAGUAUUCCAUUCACCCCAGUGCCCCCUAGAGGUGAACCGGUGACCGUGUACCGUCUGGAGGAGAGCUCUCCCAACAGCAUCAAUAACAGCAUGUCGUCCUGGGCUCAGCAUGGUCUCUGUGCUAAGAUCGAGUUCCUCAGUAAGGAGGAGAUGGGUGGAGGUCUGCGCCGGGCGCUGAAGGUGCUCUGCACCUGGUCCGAGUACGACAUCCUCAAGCCUGGACACCUGUACAUCGUCAAGUCCUUCCUGCCCGAGGUGGUCAACACCUGGCAGAGCAUCUACAGAGAGGAAACCGUCCUGCACCUCUGUCUCAGGGAAAUUCAGCAGCAGAGAGCAGCUCAGAAACUCACGUUUGCCUUCAAUCAGAUCAGACCCAAAACCAUCCCGUACUCCCCCAGGUUUCUGGAGGUCUUCCUGCUCUACUGUCACUCUGCCGGUCAGUGGUUUGCCAUCGAGGAGUGCAUCACUGGAGACUUCCGCAAGUUUAAUAAUAACAACGGGGAUGAAAUCGUCCCGACCAACCUUCUGGAGGAAACCAUGCUGGCCUUCAGCCACUGGACGUAUGAGUACACUCGAGGAGAGCUGCUGGUGCUGGACCUGCAGGGGGUCGGUGAGAUACUGACAGAUCCUUCAGUCAUUAAGAGCGGAGAGAAAGGGUCUUAUGAUAUGAUCUUUGGCCCUGCGAAUCUCGGAGACGAUGCCAUUCGAAACUUCCGUACCAAACAUCACUGCAACUCCUGCUGCAGAAAACUCAAACUUCCCGAUCUGAAGCGUAACGACUAUACUCCUGAUAAACUGACGCUGCAGCACGACUCCUGCGAGGGACCGUCCCACUCUCCGCCUGCAGGGGGCGCUGCUAAAGAACCUAACCCUCUGAACAGAUGCAAUCUAGAGAUGUUUUAAUAAGUCACAUUUUAUCCUGUACAAUUAUAACAGGGAGUAUGAGCUUUUAAAAGUAUUUUUUAAUUUUUUAUGUCUGUAUGAAACUAUAAAGUGUUUAAUAACUGGUACAAUAUCACUGUAUAAAGUUAAAUAUUUAUUCUAAACUACAAGAAGUUGUCUUGUAUAAAAUAAAAGCAAUUUUAUAUGUGCUGUCUGUCACUUUUUGGAAAGAACGCUUGCUCAUGAUACUAUGAUCAGAUUUUGUACAGAGCUCUAUGCCAAGAGAAUGUUUUUAUUUACAGAGCUGUAUGAAUGCAUCAUGGUUCAGACUUCACAUGUGUUUUGAAUCUCUGAUUUCACUGAAACCAGUCCAUGCAAUCAAUACUCAUCUUUAUAAUGUUACAGAGGUACUGUCGUCAGAGCAUCAUGUGAGAGGGUUAAUAGUGUAUCUCAUAGAUACAUUUAUCUGGAUGCUACCAGCUGAAACAUGAGAAUAUUUGAUGCUGGGGAUACUAUAUUAAUGGAUCUGUACACAUUUUAUACUGUAUAUUUAAUAAAACACUGAAUUGUCUGA
Molecule: messenger RNA, 6422 nt
Organism: Carassius gibelio (silver crucian carp)
Lineage: Eukaryota; Metazoa; Chordata; Actinopteri; Cypriniformes; Cyprinidae
Gene: trpm7
Product: transient receptor potential cation channel, subfamily M, member 7
Exons: 40
Coding region: 428-5869 (1813 amino acids)
Biological process (GO): calcium ion transport; protein phosphorylation; monoatomic cation transmembrane transport
Cellular component (GO): membrane
Molecular function (GO): calcium channel activity; ATP binding; protein serine/threonine kinase activity
Source: RefSeq, a predicted model, not a curated record